Messenger RNA from Nicrophorus vespilloides, 1854 nucleotides. It is a transcript of the gene RhoGAP5A, whose product is annotated as beta-chimaerin. The coding region runs from base 402 to 1745 and encodes 447 amino acids. Gene Ontology annotation, molecular function: GTPase activator activity. Gene Ontology annotation, biological process: regulation of GTPase activity; signal transduction. NCBI's taxonomy places the organism in Eukaryota, Metazoa, Arthropoda, Insecta, Coleoptera, Silphidae. The transcript has 8 exons. The record is from RefSeq and is a predicted model, not a curated record.
UUACAUAAGAUAUAUUUCAAUGUGUGUGUCUGCAUUUAACGUCGAGUAUAUCUUAAAUCCAUUAAAAAAAAUAAACUAAAGUGUUCUCCUCAAGUGACUGAGUUGUAAAAAAGAUAAUGAAGAAUUGGAAGGAUGUAAUGAAUCACGGACGUAACAUAAAAUUCCCCAGGCAACUUGCAACGACGACGACGACGACGACAGCUGCUUUCGAGUGAGAGAAGUGGAGUGGAGAGAAGUAGGCGGAGAAUUGAGUUCUCAUUGCAAUAAUUGGAAAUUAUAAAAGAAUUAAAAAUUCAAGUAAAUCAAAAGAGAGAGAUAGAGAAUUGGAGAAAAGUAUCAGGAACGCAAAUAUCUUUAUCUAUUAAUUACAUGUGCAUUUCGAUAAGGAAAUUAAACAAACAAUGGGCCUGGACGGCGAUUCCCCCGUGCAUUCAGUUUGGAAGAACGAUCUAUAUCGCAUGCAAUUGAAUGCCCCAGUUCCAGUACCAAUAAUAUGCGAGAAUUAUUUGCCCGGCGUGCCUAGUUAUUUGGGUAGAGAUUAUCAUGGUGACAUCUCUCACAUUGAGGCAAACAAUUUGUUAGCUCCGCAUCCGAACGGCGCCUAUUUAGUGAGGAGUAGCAGAUCUGCCAAUGGGGAAUUCCAUACGUUAAGUCUCAAAUUCAAUGAUAGAAUUCAUCAUUACAAACUAUUUUACGAAGUGAACGCGGGCCUGUACGUAAGGCAAAAGAGAUACGAUUGCGUUAGGUCUUUGGUGGCCGACGGUCUGGUCACGAUGUAUCUGGAACUGAAAGCUCCUUUGGUGCUGGAAAGACUUCCUACCGCCAACUACCAAGAGAGCCCGUACAUGACAUUGAACAAACGCAAACUGAGAGCGCUGACAAAGGAAUACGCAAGGAACAGCAAUUUGCAAGCCCAACCGAUUUGGAGUCCGAACAUAAACGACAACUACGAGAAGUCUCACACGUUCAAAACGAACACGUUCAAGGGCUUGAACUGGUGCGAGCUGUGCGGGAAUUUCCUGUGGGGAUUCACGGCUCAAGGUGUACGCUGCGACGAUUGCGGAAUGAUCGCGCACAAUAAAUGUUCCGAGAAGGUUCCGAAUUACUGUAUACCCGAUUUGAAGUAUCUGCGCGGUGUUUUCGGAAUCGAAUUGACUACCUUGCUGGCCGCACACCGUUCAAAUUUGCCUUUCGUGCUGACCAAAUGUGUGUCCGAGGUGGAGGCCAGAGGUUUAACGGUGGAAGGUAUCUACAGGUUGAGCGGUUUCGCGGACGAAAUAGACGCUAUAAAAAUGGCAUUCGACAAAGAUGGAGAUAAGGCAGAUUUGAGUCAAGAGAAAUAUCCGAACAUCAAUGUGAUCACCGGUGCGUUGAAACUCUAUUUGCGAUUGCUUCCCAUUCCGCUAAUUACGUUCAUCGUGCAUCCGAUGCUCGUCGAAUCGUUACAGCUGAAAAACGAGGACGCCCGAAUCAAGCACAUCCGUCUGUCGCUCAAAUCGAUGCCCAAGCCUCAUUACGAUACGCUCAAAUUCAUGAUACAACAUUUGAAAAGGGUCAGCCAACACUCGGCUAUAAACAAAAUGAAUCCGCACAAUUUGGCGACUGUCUUUGCGCCGACUUUGAUCGGCCCACCAGAAUCUUCAAAUUCGAUGCUGCCGGACAUGACUGCUGACAUCCUUCUAAUUGAAAAUCUCAUUCUGCACUGCGACGCAAUAUUCGCAGAAUCAAGAUCGAUUGUUGUAUAGAUCGGGGGGACAAUUUUAUUUGGUUUCAAACACAAAUGAAAUAUUAAAAAAAAAAGUUGUGAUAUAGAUGUGUUAAGAACACGUCCAGUAUUUUUGAUCUGUGCAUUUA